UCACCCAUUUUCCUCAAUCAAACUCACUCAUUCAUUCUCCAUCGUCGUACGAUACAACGGUCAGUUCCAAUGGCGGAUAACACCCAUAACCGGAGAGCGAUAUGGGGAGUUCCGGAGAAGCUUCAGCUUCACAUAGCCAUGCUCACGUUACAAUUCGGCUACGCUGGAUUUCACGUGGUCUCGAGAGCUGCUCUUAACAUGGGAAUCAGCAAACUUGUCUUCCCUGUUUAUCGUAACAUCAUCGCCUUGCUUCUUCUCCUUCCCUUCGCUUACUUCCUCGAAAAGAAGGAGAGACCAGGGAUUACUCUCAACUUUCUCAUCCAGUUCUUCUUCUUGGCACUCAUCGGAAUAACAGCGAACCAAGGGUUUUACUUGUUGGGACUGGACUACACUUCACCAACGUUUGCUUCUUCCAUGCAGAACUCUGUUCCCGCCAUUACCUUUCUCAUGGCUGCUCUUCUCAGGAUUGAGAGAGUUAGACUAAACAGAAGAGAUGGUAUCUCCAAAGUCCUAGGAACAGGUCUUUGUGUCGCCGGAGCUUCUGUCAUCACUCUCUACAAGGGUCCCACCAUCUACACUCCAACUAGCCACCUCCACGCUCACCUCCUCACCACCAACCCCGCCGUAUUAGCACCGCUUGGAGACGCCGUGCCGAAAAACUGGACUCUUGGUUGCCUCUACCUCAUUGGUCACUGUCUCUCCUGGUCCGCUUGGCUCGUGUUUCAAGCUCCGGUUCUUAAAAAAUACCCGGCCAGGCUCUCGGUUACGUCUUACACUUGUUUCUUUGGAAUCAUUCAGUUCCUGAUCAUCGCUGCUUUCUGUGAAAGAGAUUCUCAGGCCUGGGUUUUUCACUCUGGUUGGGAGCUUUUCACCAUCCUAUACGCCGGAAUAGUAGCGUCUGGAAUCGCCUUUGCGGUUCAGAUUUGGUGUAUUGACAGAGGAGGUCCAGUCUUCGUUGCUGUUUACCAACCCGUUCAGACUUUGGUCGUUGCGAUUAUGGCUUCAAUAGCGUUAGGAGAAGAAUUUUACUUGGGCGGGAUUAUUGGUGCUGUGCUGAUCAUAGCGGGACUUUACUUUGUGCUCUACGGUAAGAGCGAAGAGAGGAAAUUUGCAGCUCUUGAGAAGGCAGAGAUCCAGACCAUCGUGGAGCAUGGUAUUGAGCGUGUACCCGUUUCUCGCGGUUCCAUCAAGUCGUCCAUCACAGUUCCACUGCUUCAUCAGUCAACGGACAAUGUUUGACUUGUGGAGGCUCUCUCCAGCUAAUAAUUACAAACGCCAUUACCCAAUUAAAAGGGAACAAUGGUGUGCCGCUGUGUUUUAUGACUUUUGUGUCUGUGUUUUUUCUUCAUAAUAUUAAUCACCAAAGAAAGGUUUUUUAGAGGGGGAAAAGAGUGGAUGAGACAUCAUUGUUCAUGAGGAUGGUGGUGUAGAUGAAGACGAUGAUAAAGACUAUGUGGGGGCUUGGAUUGGAACUUUCAAAUAUUUAUAUAUCUGGCUGAUAAUUAGUGCUCUUUUGUUACAUUU
Brassica oleracea var. oleracea is the source of this 1524-nucleotide messenger RNA. Its product is annotated as protein WALLS ARE THIN 1-like. The coding region runs from base 70 to 1239 and encodes 389 amino acids. The transcript has 6 exons. Gene Ontology annotation, molecular function: transmembrane transporter activity. Gene Ontology annotation, cellular component: plasma membrane. The record is from RefSeq and is a predicted model, not a curated record. Lineage: Eukaryota; Viridiplantae; Streptophyta; Magnoliopsida; Brassicales; Brassicaceae.